GAUAAGUAAUUUUACAGCUUCUUGAGUCAACAAGUGGUUUGACUUUCUCCACCGAAUUCCAAAAGUUUUCAGGCCACACCCAUCACCAUCUCACAUUAUCUUUUAUCUUCAUAACCUGCACUCUUAUGAUGAUCAUCUGGAUUCAUCUCAUCCAAAUCUCUUCGUAAUUGUUUCGCAUAAACUUUGCCCAACAAAGAUUUCAUUUUAUAGGAUCGAUCCUUCAUUUCAAUGGAGUCUUCUUCAACUUUAUCCAUUCACAGGAGCUUUAAGUAUGAUGUGUUUUUGAGUUUCAGGGGAGAAGAUACUCGUAAGAACUUUGUUGAUCAUCUUUAUCAUGCUCUCCAGCACAAAAGUAUUCACACAUACAAGGACGACGUGAGAAUCAAGAAAGGGAAAAGAAUAAGCGAUGAGCUCAUUGGAUCCAUUAAAGAUUCAAAAUUCUACAUCAUUGUUUUCUCCAAGAACUAUGCAUCUUCAUCUUGGUGCUUGGAUGAACUUGUGAAGAUAAUGGAAUGCCACAGGACGAAGGAACAUACCGCUUACAGCAUCUUCUAUGAUGUGGAACCUUCUGAUGUCCGGAAACAAAGCGGGGCAGUGGGAGAAGCCUUUGCCAAACAUGAAAAGAAAGAGGCUGCUGGGAAAUGGAGACAGGCUCUGAAAGAAGCAGCGGAUCUGGCUGGAUGGGUGUUGCAAAAUACCAAGGAUGGGCAUGAAGCUAAAUUCAUCAAAAAGAUUGUUGAAGAGCUUUCAUUGGAGUUACGUUCCAUUAGUUUCAACGUUGAUGAAAAUUUAGUUGGAAUGGAGUCCCGGAUCAAUGAUGUUUUAUCAUCUUUAGGAACCGGUACUGAUGAUGUUCGUAUGAUGGGGAUUAAGGGGAUCGGAGGUGGUGGGAAAACAACUUUGGCCAGAGCUCUUUUUGAUCAAAUAUCCUUUCAAUUUGAAGGUAAAAGCUUCGUCGAGAAUGUCAGGGAAGUUUCAACUGUAUCUUUCUUCGGUUUGAAGUCUUUGCAAAAUCAACUCCUUUCAGAUGUUUUGAAUGAUAAAAAAAUCAGAAUAAAAGAUGUUUCUGAUGGAAAACACCUGAUAAAAAAGAUGAUGCGUCAUAGAAAAGUUCUUGUUGUUCUAGAUGAUGUGGAUCACAAAGACCAGCUUGAGGCUCUAGCUGGUGAACCUAGUUGGUUUAUGCCGGGAAGUAUAAUUAUCAUCACAACAAGAGACAAGCAAGUGUUGGUAGCACACCAUGUGAAGUUAAUUCAUGAUGUUAAUUUGUUAUCAGAUAACGAAGCAAUUUGCCUCUUCAAUAGGUAUGCUUUUGGGAGAGAGAUUCAAUUUCAAGAGUAUGAAAAUCUAAGAAGACAAGUUGUACGUUAUGCCUCUGGUCUUCCGUUAACGAUCAGAGUUUUGGGUUCGUUUCUUUGUGGUAAAAAUGAGCCUGAAUGGAAAGAUGCCCUAGAACGACUAAAAACAAUUCCGUUAAAUGAGACCCUGAAAAAAUUGGAACUAAGCUAUAUUGCUCUAGAGGAGGAUUACAAGGAAAUGUUUCUAGAUGUUGCAUGCAUCAUGAAAGGAUGGCGGAAAGACGAUGCAAUCAAAGCGCUUGAAAGCUGUGGGUUUCAUGCUAUAAAUGGUUUAAGAGUUCUUGAGCAAAAAUCGCUCAUAACUAUUAAUGAUAAUUCUGGUGAUUACAAGUAUGUGGGCAUGCAUGACCAUAUUGAAGAAAUGGGCAGAAAUAUUGUACGUCGCUCGCACCCGGACAAACCUCACAAACAUACCCGAUUGUGGAUCUACGAAGAAAUUGAAAAUAUAUUGGCUAAUGAUUUGGGUACUAAAGGGACAAGGUGCAUUCGGCUUGAUGCUCAAAUUCGCGACCGGAAAUUUGAUAUAAAAGGACUUGGAAAGAUGAAGGAACUUAGAUUUCUUUACGUGGGAGCUGUUCGUUCUCGGCAUUGGGAUUCUAAUAUAGUCAACCCCGAAUUUCCAAAUGCUUUACGAUACUUGAGUUUGAUGUAUUACCCAUUUAGGUCUUUACCCAUAACAUUUCAAGCUAAUAACCUUGUUGCACUUAAGAUGGUUGGCAGUGAAAUCAUACAACUUUGGGAAGGGGGAAAAAGAAAGGUUCUUAACAAGCUGAGAAUCCUGGACCUUAGUUCUUCAAUGUUGACUACCCUUGACCUUGGACUUGCUCCAAAUCUUGAGAAGUUGGAUCUUGGAGAGUGUUCUAAUUUAGUAAAACUUCACAUGUCUGUUGAAUGUUUAAAGCUAGUAUAUGUCAACCUCCGAGGUGCAAGGUUGAUCACGAACCUUGACCUUAGGCUGGCACCAAAUCUGGAAGAGUUGAUUCUUAGCUUUUGCAACAAUUUGGAAAAACUUCAGAUGCCCGAUAGAUGUCUAAAUCUCAGAUACUUACUACUCGAGCGUUCAAAGUUGAGGACCUUUGACAUUGGGCUGAAUCCAAAUCUCAGCAAAUUAGAUCUUGGAGAUUCUCAUUACUUGGAAGAACUUUACAUGGGGCAUGAAUGUCAAAAGCUCGCCAAUCUCAACAUCAGUCAUUCGAAGUUGAGGACCCUUAAACUUGGGCUUACUAUGAAUCUCGAGACGUUAUAUCUUCGACUAUGUUGUCAUUUGGUAGAACUUCACAUGCCCAUUGAAUUUUUAAAGCUCAAAUACAUCAACCUUGAAGGUUCAAGUUUGAGGACCCUUGAUCUUGGUCUCGCUCCAAAUCUUGAAGAGUUGUAUCUUGUUGAAUGCAACAAUUUGGAAGAACUUCACAUGCCCAAUAGAUGUCUAAAUCUCCAAUCUUUACGACUUACUAAUUCAAAGUUGAGGACCCUUGACAUUGGGCAGACUCCAAAUCUCAGGAAUCUAGAUCUUUAUAAAAAUUCUCACCUGGAAGAACUUUACAUGAGAAAUGAAUGUCAAAUGCUCACCAACCUCAACAUUAGUCAUUCAAAGUUGAGAACCCUUGACCUUGGACUGACUCCAAAUCUCGAGAGGUUAGAUCUUGAAAAAUGUUGUAAUUUGGUAGAACUUCUCCCUCCCAUUGGUGGUCUGAAAAAGCUUGUUCACUUAUACUUACGUACUCUGGGGUUUGAACAUUUUUCGUUUGAGAUAAAGAACUAUACUUCUUGUAGUGUUGAUGAAUCACUUGAGGAAUAUACUUGUAGUGUUGAUGAAUCACUUGAGGAAUAUACUUCUUGUGUACUUGAGGAUUACACUUCUUGUAGUGUUGAUGAAUCACUUGAGGAAUAUACUUCUUGUAAUGCUGAUGAACCGCUUCAGGAUUAUACUUCUUGUGUAUUUGAGGAUUGCAAUUCUUGUAGUGUUGAUGAAUCACUUGAGGAAUAUACUUCUUGUAGUAUUGAUGAGCCACUUGAGGAUUAUACUUCUUGUGUACUUGUUGAUUACCCUUCUUGUAGCGUUGAUGAAUCACUUGAGGUUGGCCCUUUAGCUGAGUUAUAUCUGACUGUGAAUGCCGUAGAUAGCUGCCUACUUCAUCCCGAAAAUAGCUUGCCAAAGUUUCAGUUUAGUUGUUACUAUGUAGAAGGUCGACCUUCAUCCAUUGGAAAUGUUGAGAUGCUUAUUUCUCAAGGUAUGUGUGCUUGCACUAACCUGGAGACGUUUUCAGGAAUUAUUUGUGGGUUACGAUGUUUAAGAAGGCUUGAACUCAAAGGCAAUAUUAUAGAGGUGCUCAAGGAUCUUGACAAGUUAGAAUGUCUCGAGGAGCUAAGUUUUUCAUCUACAGAGAUUAUGUAUCUUCCGGAUAGCAUUUGUAUGUUGAAAAAUCUGAAAUCUCUCCAAAUUAUUUCAUGUUUUCUUCAUGGGAAGUUACCUGAGGAUCUUGGCCAAUUAGAAUGUUUAGAGAGUCUGGAUUUGUCGGAUACAAAUAUUGAACAUCUUCCGGAUAACAUUUUUAUGUUGAAAAAUCUGAGAUAUCUCAAUCUUAAAUCGUGUUCGGAUCUUGAAAAGUUACCUGAAAAUCUUGGGGAAUUAGAAUGUUUAGAGAAUCUAUAUUUGUCAGAUACAAAUAUUAAACGUCUUCCGGAUAGCAUUUUUAUGUUGAAAAAUCUGAGAUAUCUCAAUCUUAAAUCGUGUUUGCUUCUUGAAAAGUUACCCGAAGAUCUUGGCCAAGUAGAAUGUUUAGAGAAUCUAGAUUUGUCAUAUACAAAUAUCAAACGUCUUCCGGAUAGCAUUUUUAUGUUGAAAAAUCUGAGAUAUCUCAAUCUUAAAUCGUGUUCGCAUCUUGAAAAGUUACCCGAAGAUCUUGGCCAAUUAGAAUGUUUAGAGAAUCUAGAUUUGUCAGAUACAAAUAUUGAAGGUCUUCCAGAUAGCAUUUGUAUGUUGAAACAUUUGAAAUAUCUCCAACUUAAUGAUUGUUCGUUACUUGAGAGGUUACCUGAGGAACUUGGCUGUAGAGAAUGUUUAAAAGAGUUGAGUAUAGAAGGUACAAGAAUAAGUGAUCUUCCGCAGAGCAUUCUUUUAUUGAAAGGUCUACAUAUUGUUGGGUCAACAGAGCUUCUUGAUUCGUGUGGGUUUACAUCCGAGAUGCAAACCUUACAUGUAUAUGAUCCACCCCCAUUCACGAUGGAACUAUUGUAAUAGGAGUUCAGAUGAUCAGGAAGCAAUCAUCACACAUUGUUAUCAUUGUGCAUGUGCUGCUGAUAGAACUGGACAUGAAACAUAUCACAGUUCCUUGCGGAAUAUUUGUUGGCUUUGGAUCUAAUCAUGGGUAGUGAUGACAGCUGCCAUGGUGAUAUUGCACUGAACAUGGAGGAUGCAUGGGACGCUGAAGUUGAGCAUGGUGAUAUUGCUCUUAGGGACGAAGAUGAGAUGGAAGAAGACAUUGGAGGGUUUGAUGAUGAGAGAUGAACCUGGGUUUAAUGAUCUUGGGAAGUAAUUUUUAGUUGGUCACUUUUGGAACUACUUUUUGGUUUGUUAUUUAUGAUUCAUGGACUUGUUAUUGUUAUGGUUUUAACGUUUGUUGUGGAACUACUUUUGGCACCUCACUAUAGUUCAGUUCAUAAACGCAAUCAA
Lactuca sativa (garden lettuce) is the source of this 5031-nucleotide messenger RNA. RefSeq lists its product as uncharacterized. Lineage: Eukaryota; Viridiplantae; Streptophyta; Magnoliopsida; Asterales; Asteraceae. Gene Ontology annotation, molecular function: ADP binding; protein binding. Gene Ontology annotation, biological process: defense response; signal transduction. The record is from RefSeq and is a predicted model, not a curated record.